Molecule: messenger RNA, 4072 nt
Organism: Botrytis cinerea B05.10
Lineage: Eukaryota; Fungi; Ascomycota; Leotiomycetes; Helotiales; Sclerotiniaceae
Gene: Bcfrq1
Product: Bcfrq1
Exons: 2
Coding region: 601-3504 (967 amino acids)
Biological process (GO): regulation of DNA-templated transcription; circadian rhythm
Cellular component (GO): nucleus; cytoplasm
Source: RefSeq, a predicted model, not a curated record
GGUCAAUUUUUUCAACUCUCGAUAAUUCCAACACGCCAGGUAGGUACUAGGUAUGAUACAGCCAGUAUGAUGAAUAUUCUCUUCUUUCAUUUACCAUUUCUUUCUUUUCAUCGAAAAGGAAAAAAACAAAGCAAGAGCAAAAACAAACACAUUACCACCUUCAUCACACCUUCCUUAUUACUCUGUAAAGAAGUCCUAUUUCAACAUCUCCUCCAAUUGCGUACCCAGCACCCUCUCAUCCAACGAAUUAUACACAGCCGUGCUUGGUCUGCGCUUCUAUCAAGAAUCCAGAAAGAAUCCAGAAGGUGUCCAAGUACUAAUCCCCCAGUUUCUUGAAGCUUUCCUCCCUCGGACAUACAAGAUACGAUACAUACCUGCCCAGGCAUUGCAUCGGGAAAAAACAAAACACUUCACGCAGCCUCAAGUCUACUUUAUAUACCCAACAACUCUGUCAGUGUAGUUUGAAUAGGGUAUCUCGCUUCAACAUUUGCAUAUAAUCUCGUUCAUCUCGUAGGUCGGCUGUGACAUUAUCCACACCCUGUUGCAAUGGGUUCUUUACAAUUAUAGUACCUCAAAUCAUCUUGAAUUGUCUCGUCGACUAUGAAUUCGGAAUCGGAUCCAUCCAUGGUUGCGACGGCUUGUCAUCCUCGAAGACCUCCGGCACACCUCUCCGUCUCCUUGAAGCACACCACGCCUGAUCCUAUCGAGAAGGAAAAAUCAGACCUGGGUGUGGUGAAACAGGAUGACACCUCUAGCAAGCCAAGAAGUAAUUCCACCUCACCUUUUAGAAAGCAAAAAUCGGACGAUUCAGAAGAUACCGUUGCGUCCAAUGUAAAUGAAUGGUUUGAUCGCACAAAUACACGUCCUGUGAUUGCUGUCAACCAGGACUCUGGAGACAUCAGUGACCCGCCAUACUUUCUCCAACACAGCUCUAACGAAGACACUGAUUCCAGCAAAGAGUUACCCCUCCGAGGCAACCAAUACAAUCUACACUCACUAAAUCCCAUAUCAAGAUCUCGAGAUGGCAGUGCCUCAGAAGAGUAUCGCAGUAUCAUUGACGAUUUGACCAUCGAAAAUCGGAAGUUGAAGGAAAAAUUAAAAAGAUAUGGGCGUUCAUCGGCUACCCACUUGGAGAACGAGAAGCUCUUCGAAGUCAAGAUCCAUGCCCUAUCGGCACGAAAACGAAGGGAGCUAGAAGAACUUCUUCGCUCAUUCUCUACCAGUUUUGACAGUUCAUCGGAAGAUCUAAGCAUCAAUGGUCCAACAGGUCGACAGUCAAGGGCUUAUCCUCUUCCAGCUAAAACCACUAAGCAUAAAUCUGUUUCAUCGGGGUCCAACUCCCGACCGAGCGACUCGGCAUAUGCCUCAAUGUCGAGAUCCGGGCCUUCGCAUGGCUCCUCGGCUGGGGAAGGGCAUAUGCCAGCACAUUCGCGGACCACAACCGAUCGAAAAAUGCAAGAUUUCUUACAAGACAUCCCUCAGGGAUUACAACCGAAAUCGUCCCUAGAGAUGUCCGAAAAUCAGCGGAAAAGGAUGGUUGUUCGGCGUCUAGAACAAUUAUUUACAGGAAAGACAGGAUCGCUUAUCGGUGCACACAGUCAAUCUUUGCAACAGCAAGAGGUGUCCAGGUCGGCCGCGAGAGCAGAUCGCUCCUCGCAAAUUCAUAACCACCCUAAAGAAGGUGUGCGCGAAGCUCACAUCGGGCCACAUAAUAUGGAACUAGACAAGCAGGGAUCAGCAAACACUUCAAAGAAUAGCCAAUCGCCAACAGAACAAUCAAAUUCUCCCCAAAAGUCUCGUGGGUCCCCUUCGCCACAGCAGAGGCCAACUAGACCCUUGGAUUUGGAUCCAGACCGUGACCAAGUCGGUUCCGAUAACGUCGAGUAUAUUCGCCACCUCGGAAUCUCAGCACCCCAACUAUUAACAGAAGAAUCACAAGACGCUGCCGUCGAUGCCGAGGGGUGGGUCUAUCUGAAUCUUCUCAUCAAUAUGGCGCAAUUGCAUAUUAUCAACGUUACACCUGGCUUUAUCAGAUCUGCCGUGACCGAAUUGAGUAGGAAACUUCAAAUAUCCCCAGACGGCAAAAAACUGCGAUGGAGAGGUGGUACGCAAGGAACAAGCUUAAGCAGUGACAGCGGUAGGAGCAGUGUUCAUCAACGGUCUCCGCCCGAUAGUGAUGGCAGUGAUGAAGCGUCGCGCAAAAGACGCAAAGUUCAUGCCAAUAAAUUCACUCCUACGGGACAAGCGCCCCUGAAAAUGAUAAAUCAGGGCUCGAAGAAUCCUAAAGCGACGGGUGCAUGCUUCUAUAAGCCGAUAUUCGUUCGUUAUCCACAACAUACAUCCGAGGUGUCUGGUGAUGAGAGCGAUAUCUCACCAAAUCGUUAUGAUCUCCCCGGCUUUGCUUCCCCUAUCAACAGAUUUGGCAACAGUUCACGCGAUGAUGGGCCAUUGAUAUUCUACAAUGGGACGAGAUUUUUUAGCGAUCUCUCUGGUGAUCGUGGCAAUCUUGAAACCCCGUUACAUAUUACUGGCGUUGACAAAGAUGGUUACAGCAAUCAUACUGACGACGCUAUCGGCUGCUCACAUCCUGCAAGACACCUCCUCAAGGACAGGACUCCUUCCGGUUCCUUUCUACCAUUCAGGCCUUUCAAGGACUAUUCCAAGGGAGGAGAUUUGUUCCAACCUCCAGAAUCAAGACCACAAACCCCUAGCGUACUCUCCGAUGAUACGGACUUCGAAUUCACCACCGACGUAGCUUGUGGCGGCCCUGAACCUUCUCCGUCCCUUACCGAAUUUGUUGCCAGUGGGAUCGGCGGCGUACAACCAGCCGACCACUUGCUUUACAAGGUACAUACACGAUGGGCGACGAAUAAAGACCAUGUUCCUUUCAAGGUUUCUAAAUUCUCUGCUCCGCGUCCAACUUCGAAAAUUCUGCACACAAUUUCACAGUCUUCAUUAGAUUCGUUUCACGAUCCCAAGCCUCAGAAUAAGGUGAAUAACAUAAUUCAAAAAUUGGCUCACUUGGCCGAUCCUGUCAAUGAAUCUCCACCGCACCGACCGUAUGAGAGUUCACCCAUCAAGACCGAACACAUCUCUGAGGAAUUGAUAUUGCUUCACCCAUCACCCCUACCCGAGCCAUCCUCAUACUAUAACAUGCUCUCCGGCACUGAAACUACAGAAGAUUAUUCCGAUUCCUCAUCUUCUUUCAUGGGAAUUUCUCAUCUUAGAGAUGAGCCUCUAGAAAAAGGCGAAGAUCUGAUGUCAGAUAACGAUAUCCAAGUAUCAUCUGAUGACGGUGCUAUGGAUAUUGAAGACGCGGAAGAAGACGAUGAUGAUAGUGUUGAUAUGCUGGCUUAUGUAAGAGGUAUUGAUCCGAAGGCUGUGGCAACCCAGGAGGAAAGGUACGAAAUGGAAGCCAGCGACAAGAGUGUUCAGUUGGGGAGUGCGGCGAGUAAAUCUGUCCUUCCGCUCCCGUUGGAGGAGAGCGAUGAGGUGGAGCUUUGAAUGUUGUAAACAUUUAUAGGAUUUGGAGCUGAGUCUUAUCUUGUUUGGCGAAUACAUUGGGCAUUAAUACUUUGUGGCGUGAUUUGGAGGGUUUAUUUUGUGUUCAAAUUAUUCUUGGUAGGGAUUUGGUUUAGUACCAGCAGUUUAUUUUUGCUGGCUGUAGGAGUGCGCGUGUGAAUCUCUGGUUUGGUUUGGCGUAAGGCGGAGAUACCAUAUUGUUUUUGAGCGAGCAUUGCUUUAGAUGGAUGAUUUUGGUGAUGAUAUCGUGGGAUAUGAUUUGAAUCAUGUACGAUGGAAUGGAAAAUGCAAAAUUAGGUUACUCAGCGUUAUUAAUUGGUGGUUAAUGAAUUGAGCCUCUUAUCUGAUAAAUAAGAGAGCGCUUAGCAAUUUGUAUGUUACAUUUGAAUUUCAAUGUUCUGUUAAUAUAGGGAAUACUUGUAUUCGAGAUGCUUUAUAUUGAACUUGGGUCAAUUUAGUUACGGUGAUGAUUAUUUGGAAAUUUAGGAUUUGGAAAUUUUCUGUAAAAAAAACUAAAAAAUAAUAAAAAUAAUAAAAUACUACUAUUCUA